This is a messenger RNA of Bombus terrestris (buff-tailed bumblebee), 5148 nucleotides long. RefSeq names its product adenylate cyclase type 10. The record is from RefSeq and is a predicted model, not a curated record. Gene Ontology annotation, cellular component: cytoplasm. Gene Ontology annotation, molecular function: adenylate cyclase activity. NCBI's taxonomy places the organism in Eukaryota, Metazoa, Arthropoda, Insecta, Hymenoptera, Apidae. The transcript is spliced from 30 exons. The coding region runs from base 1 to 5148 and encodes 1715 amino acids. Gene Ontology annotation, biological process: cyclic nucleotide biosynthetic process; intracellular signal transduction.
AUGAAUAACCAAGUGUACAAUCCUGCUAGAAUUGCGCGAAGAGAAAUUCGUAAAAAGCUGAACAUAGGUGUGUUCACGCUAAAAAGGAAAUUCGUGGACCAUUCCGAGGAGAAUGAGUUUAAAUCAGAGCAAUUAAGACUCGAGCAUCACACGAAAAUAUUCGCUUCGAUGUGUCCGGAUGAGAUUCUGGAUCACUAUAACGAUUAUAAUACCAGAAUGUACUACACCACUUUAAUGCUUGGUGACAUAUCAGGGUUUACAGACCUCGCUGAGAAAUACACUAAAGCCGGAAAAGGCGGACCUUCGAAACUGACAGAAACCUUGAACAGUUACAUCGGCGCUAUGGUACAAGAAAUACUUUCCCACAAUGGUGACGUGUUGAAAUUUUCUGGGGAUGCGUUUAUCGUGAUGUGGAAGCUCCAUGAAGGAAUGAUGAUGCGAGACUUGGCCAUAGCAGCGAUGCAAACUGCUUGCAUCAUUCAGAAACAUUUUGGGUCCUAUAAUACUGAAGUUGGAGUGACUCUUAAGGUGAAAUUAGCUAUUGCUUCUGGAAAGACAUACUUCACAUCUAUCGGAGAUCCCGAAUCCAUGUCACACUAUAUUAUCACCGGUACACCAGUGUGGGAUGUGAAAUUCGCCGAAGGCCUUUGCCGAGGAGGCGAUAUCCUAGUGGCUCCUAGUAGCUGGCAGUGGGUUAAUCCAAACGAAUAUGUCCAUGAAACGCUUCCAGAUGGUAUACACACGCUUAUUAUAUCUUGCACGAGCAUGUGGUAUCAAGCUAAAGACGACGAAUUAAUCACCAGUACAGAUGACGAAGACAACGAAUAUGAACCGGAUUUGUAUGAUUCGAUGAUAAUUCCCAAAAUAGAUCCUGAGUCUAAGAUGGUGAUGAUGAAUAUAACUGGUACAACUUACGAGAGUGGAAAAUUUAAGCAAGUCGAUUACAGCUUACGGCCUAAAGUUAUAAAGGCAGCACAAGCUUGUUUGAAAGAAGCUUUACGAAGCUACAUGCUGAGACCAGUCAUUCGGUCUACCGAAAUGGACGAACCAUUGGAAUAUCUGACCGAAAUGAGACAGGUGGUGAUUCUCUUUAUCAAUGUAAUCACUUCCAACGUAGGCAAAAAUCAAUUAAUUGCCUUAGUGAACUUUGCUUAUAAACUAGUGUGCAAGAUCGUCGAUGGGGUGCACGGAUGCGUGAACAAAACGUCACUCUUCGACAAGGACUUAAUGUUCCUUUGUGUGUUCGGUUUACGAGGCGACAAACACGAACUAGAAUCGCAAAUCGGUUUAAGAUGCGCGUCGGAGUUACGAUCGAAUCUCAUAGCGAUAGAAAAUGUGAAAUCUGUAACGGUAGGCGUGACAACGGGAAUGACAUACUGUGGAGUCGUAGGGCACAUUUUACGGAGAGAAUACACCGUGAUUGGAAUAUCAGUGAACAAGGCUGCGAGGCUUAUGGUGGCGUAUAGAGACAAGGUGGUCUGCGAUCGAGAAAGUUUCCUCAAUUCUCACUUAGAGGCGAGGCACUUCAUUUUACAAGAACCAAGAUACUUAAAAGGAAUCACCAAUAUCGGACCGAUAUAUGAAUUUCAGGAACAACCAAAGUACAUUGUAUCAGACUUAGUUUUCAGUAAGUAUCCUUUACUUGGUCGAACCGUGGAACUUAAAAUUUUUAGAAGGAUGCUAAUGAGACUCUUAGAAUAUUCCAAGAGGAGUGAAGCAAACCGUGACGCUCGACCAAAAUAUAAUACGCUUAUCAUAAAGUACUUAUCCUUAUUAUUUCGCCAUUACAUGGAAACGCGCUAUAAUUACAUUUCUUUACAAGCAGGGGAUAACAAGGCCCCGUACAACUUGGUACAUUUAUUAUUUUCAAUGCCUCUUGGUUUCACCCGCACUUCUACGCGAAAAGAGCGCGAAGACAAACUGCUUUUACGACUGGGCAAAAUGAAGCACACGUACUAUCUGUGUGUUUUUAAUCAACCCUUCAAUGUGCAUUUCUCUAUCACUCAUCGUUACAACGCUCUCACUGAUAUGGACAAACAAAAGCUUUUGAGAAAGUUCCUAUUGAAAUUAAUGAAAGGCUGUUUCGAAGAAUUGUGGGUGGUGAUCAUCGAUGAUGCGGAAUAUGUCGAUCGAGAGUCUUUGGAAAUCUUCGAUGUCCUUACAAAAAGAGACAAAAUAUUCUUUACACUGACUAUUGGUCGGAAAUUGAACACAGACUUUUCCUUAUAUUUAAAUUUUUUGCACAGAGCGAAGGUAAUUGAAUUGAUGGGGAUAGACAAGUGGUUCCAUGCUGGCUUAGCAUGUCAGAUACUUAACGUAAAUGGUUUACCUGCCGAGCUGGAAAAACUGAUACAAGAAAGAAGCUUCGGGAAUCCUGGCUGGAUCGAGAGUUAUUUAGUGAGUCUUCUCCAAGUCGGUGGUUUAGAGAUAGUAAAUAUAACGAAAAGGGAAGCAAAUAUAAAGGGCUAUGUGUUACCUCCUGUAUCUAUGUUGGAAAGGUUUACUCGAAAACAUAUACUUAUGCAAAUAUAUAUUUCACCUGUAAUGGAAAGAGACAGAUCUAGUCCUAUCGAUUAUCGAAAAGACAGAUGGCAGAUGUACAGAGCGAGCUUCAAGGACAGCAUGAUAUCGUUGUUGGAGGAAGACAUGAUGACUCUAAAGAAACCACAUUUGAGUAUCGACAAUGAGGAAACCAUAAUCGCGAUUUGUAACAUUGCCGAGAACUUCAUAGAAAUGCUAAUCCACCAGAAUAAUAUCAUAUUGAUAAAUAAGAGGAAAUAUCUUGUUACGUUAGCUAUGAUAUUGAAGCUUUUCGAUUCGUUGACACCUCUUGAUCAACUUCUCUUGAAAUGUGCCUCAGUGAUCGGGGAAACGGUGAAUAGACAUAUGCUAGAAAGUUUAAUGUCCAUCACUCCUAAAAGAGAAAUCGGUCUUGCUAUUACGAAACUCUUUGAAAUACGAGUCUUCGGCUGUGCAAUUGGGGACUUCUCCAAAAAUGUGGGCCCUAUAGUAUUUAUAAAAAAUAUGCGAAAUCCUAAUUCAGAGAUGGACGUAUUCUGCAAGUGUAUCGGUCUCACUAUUCCAGAUGAACUGGUAGAUUUGCCAAGAUAUGCUUCCUGCGGCUUGAUGAGAUUUAAGAUGUCAAUGUUUCGUGACACCACUUAUCAGUUGCUUACGGAAAAUCAGAAGAUAGAAUUGCACAACCAGGCAUUGAAAUAUUUGCAACACUAUACAAGACGUUGUGUUUCUUGCGGAGAAGGUCAAUUCGCAAGAUUAUUGGGGGAAACAUCAAACAAAGAAGAUAGAAAGAAAAAAAUGACAGACAUCGAUGAAAUGUUUGAACUGGAUUAUAACAAUGAGGCUGUUAACAAGGAAGACGAAAAAAUAAUAGAGAAAAAGGAAUUACUUUCUUGCCUGAACCUAUUUCGACGUGUGGAAAGGAAACCGACGAUAACGUUUUCGGAUGUAGAUUUUUCUAACUGCCUGUGCGAACUGAUAUUGAUGACAGUCUAUACUCAAAUACUCGACCAUUGUCGUGGCAUUGGGAAUAUUGAAAAGACACUCACUGCUCUUCUAGAAUUUGCAGAAAUUUGCUUGAUGAAUUGUAAUAUACCUCAAGCUCGAAAGCUUCUAUCAGAAAGCGAAACUGUCCUAGUGAAGCUAUUCGAAUCGAACGAAGACGAAAUAGUUCUUUUACCCUAUCUCACUGCGAAGAUACAGACUCUUCAAGGACAAUGUUUUCUUGAAAGCGGUUCCAUUUUCGAGGCCGAAGGAUCUCUCGAAAUGGCAUUGAAAAAUUUAGGAUACAGAUUUCCAAAGCUAGAAAUGAUGAUCGAUCUGAACUCGCUCGCGCAAUUGAUGAACUUAAAAAUAAAAUUGAUAUGUUCCAAGAAGACAGAGCUGCUAAACAGUCCCGAAGGAGACAAUGUGGAUUAUACUAAACAAUUAUCAGAAUGCUUGGCGCAAAUGUUCGAACUCUUCAGGUUUAAAGGGAUGAAGAAACACGCUCGCUUAGCAGCAAUGUGGGGUUUGAACGCAGCUUUGGAAUCUAACAAAGAUUUGUACAUUCUCUGUACAUCGUUCACCAACAUGCUAAUCACAGCACAUAUGUAUCAAGACAGAUAUAUAAUUCCAUAUUUGGAACGAAGAGCUAUCAAUAUUUGCAACGAAAGCAGAGAAACACUUGAAGCUCAAGAACUGAAUGUGAUCGUUCAACUUUACGCAGGAAUAUUCUUUUCUCGCUGGAUAAGGGGACAGAUCUCAAAAGCUAUACAAAUCGGUUUCAUUUGUAAUAGGAUGGCCAGUGCGAUGGGAUCCACAUUCUUGAAGCUGCUGGUACUACCACGAUUAAUUCAUUUGCUGAUGAUCUCUUGCCGACAUCCGGAAGUAGUUACUCAAUUAAGGGAAUUAGAGUUUAUAUCUCAUCAUAAUUUUGACAAAUCUGGACGUACUUGGUAUUAUGCACUUUGCGCUGACAUCCAUUUAGAUACUGGAUUAACAAUUCUUCCUUUCCAAGCUUGUGAACAGUACUUUCUUCAGGAAGGCGAACAAAUGAUCAGUUUACAUGAUCCGGAAGCGGAAAGACGAUAUUUCACGUCGAUGUGGCUAUGGUGUAUUAGAACUGAAGAAUGGGAAGCUGCGAAAGUAUGGAGCGGUAGAAACGUGGAGAGCAUUAACAUAAUGGAUGAACAUAUAGUUGCAGCAACAAUUACUGCUUUAAAGAAGCUCGAAGGCCUGCUAAUUCUUUAUGUGCAUAAACUAAAUAGUCGAAAUGCUGAUGCAGCUAUUACUAUGAUGGAGAUUAAAAACAUAUUUAAAGAUACAAAGAAAAUGAGCAAAAUUGUUGAAAUCAUAAUUCCCAGAUAUAUGUUGCUGAAAGCGUAUUAUUGGAUGAUAAAAUCGCAGAAAAGUAACGCAAUAAAGAUUUUGAAAAAAUUACAGAAAGUAUGCAAAAAAAUGGAAAACAAAAUGAUUUACGCAUGGGCACUACAUUGUGAAAAGGUUUGGUCAGGUGGAAUCUCUUCUGUACAUACAGACAAAUGGAGAGAAAUCGCGAACAGUAAAAUACUAGAUAAAUGGGAUGAAAUCAAUGUUAAUAAUUCAAAUAUGAUAAUCUUUACUUUUCCCUUACCAAAAUAUCUUCUUUGA